Corylus avellana is the source of this 5099-nucleotide messenger RNA. It is a transcript of the gene IYO, whose product is annotated as RPAP1-like, carboxy-terminal protein. The record is from RefSeq and is a predicted model, not a curated record. NCBI's taxonomy places the organism in Eukaryota, Viridiplantae, Streptophyta, Magnoliopsida, Fagales, Betulaceae.
CCGCAGUAAACAAUCCCGCCCUCCUAUCACCGUUUCACUCUCUCUCUCUCUCUCGCUCGCCGCUCAUGGAGGAAAACAAGAAGCAGAGCAGUGAAGGGAGCGACUCGAAGAGCUCAUCCUCACGUUCCAAAAUUUUCGGUGCUGGCGCGCUCGAACUCAGCGUCGACGACGCUUCGCGCUUGAUCGGCGGAAUUGUCGAGAAGGGAAUCUCCGACAACGAGCUACAGAGCAAGCCCAUUGCGCCCCCCAAACCCUCCGUUCUCCCUUUCCCCGCCGCUCGCCAUCGCUCCCAGGGCCCGCAUUGGGGUCCAAUAGGUGGUAUAAUAGAUGAUAAUGAUAAUGACGGGGAAAAGGAGGAAGAUAAAGGUUUCAUGGAAUUUGACCCAAUAGCACCUUUUGCCAAUCCAGUAGAGAGGAAGAAGAAAAAAGGAUUGGAUUUAAGCAGGUGGAGGGAGAUUGCCUCGGGUGAUAAUCGUUCCAUAGCUGAUAAAGUGGCUCAGAAAACUGAAAAAGAAAGAAAAAGUGGAGCUGCAUCGAAGAGGAACGUGUCACGUGGUCCACCCUCAGCUGUCCCAAUGAAAAUGGAUGUCAAACGAAACUUAGAUACGGGUAGGCGCCUGAAUGAAUCUGGUGAAGCCAUGACAAGUAUUUCAGAUGAUGGAUCUUUUAGUUCAGCCACUGACAUGGAAUUAGAUAACUUGAAAGAGAGCGUGAAAGAUGCCAACCCAGUUAACUUCAGUGUGGAGAGAAGGAAACAUGAUGGUAUUGGAUUUUCAGAGGUUCAUAGAAGGCAGGAGCUAUCCACCAUGGUUUCUAGUUCCAGGUCCAACAACUUCAAGAAUGAACAAGAGUCCAUGUCUCUUGAUAGUCAGAUUGAUGCUAAGAACCGUGCCCAACUACAGCGAAUGUCACCGGACGAGAUUGCAGAAGCACAGGCAGAGAUAAUGGAGAAGAUAGACCCUGUAAUUUUAAAAGCACUAAAAAAGAGGUCCAACAACUUCAAGAAUGAACAAGAGUCCAUGUCUCUUGAGAGUCAGAUUGAUGCUGAGAACCGUGCCCGACUACAGGGAAUGUCACCUGAUGAGAUUGCGGAAGCACAGGCAGAGAUAAUGGAGAAGAUGGACCCUGCAAUCUUAAAAGCACUAAAAAAGAGGGCUCAAGCCAAACUGAAGAAGCAGAUAAGCUCAAGCUCAGAAGUCGGCACCACUGUUGAACAGAGUGCUGUCCAGAAUGAGAAUUCCCAAGAUGCUGAAGGUUUUGCACACUUAGACCAUGAUAUCUCUCAUAUGGUAGCAACAACCUCUGAUAAUGCACAGAGUAGGCGAGACAAUGGUGCAGCCAAUCGUAGUUUGUGGAAUGCUUGGAGUGAAAGAGUUGAGGCUGUAAGGGAAUUAAGAUUUUCCUUGGAAGGGGCUGUUGUUGAGAACGAUUUUGUGCAGGUGCCUAAUACUUGUGAUAUCAGUGUUCAGAAUAGGCGUAGUGCUGACAAUGUUACAGAGCGUGACUUCCUGCGGACUGAGGGUGAUCCUGCUGCUAUAGGUUACACAAUAAAAGAAGCUGUGGCACUCGCUCGAAGUGUGGUUCCAGGACAACGAGCACUUGCUUUGCAUCUCAUCUAUUCAGUGCUUGAUAAGGCAUUACACGGUAUUUAUCAGAAUAGAGUUGUAUCUACUCUGGACAAUGCCAACAAAUUUGACAGAUAUAUUGAUUGGGAGGCUGUCUGGGCUUUCGCGCUGGGCCCAGAACCUGAGCUUGUUUUGUCGCUGAGGAUGUCUCUUGAUGAUAACCACAACUCUGUAGUUCUAGCUUGUGCCAAAGUUAUUCAAUCUAUAUUAAGUUGUGAUGUGAAUGAGAACUUCUUUGAGAUCUCGGAGAAAAUUGCAACCUAUGAGAAGGAAAUCUUUACUGCCCCUGUGUUCCGAAGUAAACCAGAGAUUGAUGUUGGUUUCCUACAUGGUGGAUUCUGGAAGUACAGUGCUAAACCUUCUAAUAUUCUUCCUGUUGAUGAGGAUAUGUUGGAUGAUGAGUCUGAAGGGAAACAUACGAUUCAGGACGAUAUUGUGGUUGGUGGACAGGAUAUAGCUGCAGGUUUGGUUCGGAUGGGAAUCCUUUCAAGGCUUCGCUAUCUUUUGGAGACAGACCCUACUGCAGCUUUAGAAGAAUGCAUAAUUUCUAUACUUGUUGGAAUAGCUAGGCAUUCCCCAACAUGUGCAAAUGCAAUCAUGAAAUGCCAAAGGCUCGUUGAAACAGUUGUCCACAGAUUUACAUCGAAAGACAACAUAGAAAUUCAUCCUUCUAAAAUAAAAUCUGUUAGCCUUUUAAAGGUUUUGGCUCGAUCAGACCAGAAGAAUUGUAUUAAGUUUAUAGAGAAUGGGACAUUCAAAACUAUGACAUGGCAUAUGUAUCAAUAUGUUUCCUCCCUUGACCACUGGGUAAAAUCAGGAAGAGAGAACUGUAAACUUUCAUCAGCUUUGAUUGUUGAACAAUUACGUUUUUGGAAGAUCUGCAUUCAGUAUGGAUAUUGUGUAUCAUGUUUUUCAGAUAUUUUCCCUGCGUUGUGCUUGUGGCUGAAUCCACCUACAGUUGAAAAACUUAUACAGAAUAGUAUUAUUAGUGAAUUCAGUUCCAUCUGUACAGAGGCAUACCUUGUUUUGGAAGCUUUGGCUAGAAGACUUCCAGCUCUCUUUUCACAGGAGCAUGCUGGUGAUGAUACAGAGAUCUGGUCUUGGAAUUGUGUCAGUCCAAUGGUUGAUUUAGCUAUGAAGUGGAUAGCAUUAAAGAAUGAUCCGCAUAUGUCUAAACUCUUUGAAUGGCAAAAAGGAAUUGGGAGUGACUUUGUUUUCCAAGAUACUUCUGUAACUCCCUUGUUGUGGGUAUAUUCAGCUGUCAUGCAUAUGCUAUGCAGAGUGCUUGAAAGGGUGAUCCCAGAGGGGGUUAGCGUCAACCUGCAUGGAAGUAGUGAACUCAUGCCAUGGCUGUCCGAGUUUGUUCCUAAGGUUGGACUUGAGAUUGUUAAAAAUGGAUUUUUGGGCAUUUCAGAUGCCAAUAGUUCAGAAUAUCCUGCUGCAAAUGGCUCUUUCAUCGAGGAACUAUGUCAUUUGAGACAGCGAAGUAAUAAUGAAACAUCAUUAGCUUCUGUAUGUUGCCUUCAUGGAUUUUUCCAGGUUAUUGUAAACAUUGAUAGGUUGAUCCAGCUAGCGAAGAAUGCUGUCCAUGGUCCUCCCCAAGAAUAUUGUAUCUCAAAAGAAGGGAAAAUACUUGAUAAUGGGAUACUUAAGGGGUCUAUGGUUGAAUUGAGAAGUCUCUUAAACAUUUUUAUGAAGUUAGUUGCUUCAGAGUGGCACUUUGUUCAGUCCAUUGAGAUAUUUGGCAGGGGCGGCCCUGCUCCAGGGUUGGGUGUUGGCUGGGGUGCAUCUGGUGGAGGAUUUUGGUCUGCUGAUGUUUUGUUGGCACAAAUAGAUGCAGGAUUUCUCAUUUACUUGCUCAAAAGUUUUCAAUUGCUGUCUUCUACCGAUACAUCCACAGUUGAAGCAAUGACCUUCACUAUGCAAAGGAUCAAUUCAGCCUUAGGUGCAUGUUUAACUGCUGGGCCUAGGGAUAGCGUUAUUGUGGAAGAAGCGCUAAAUAUUUUACUCCGUGUCCAUGCUCUAAAGUUCCUUGGUCUCUGUAUUCAGCAGUUUUUCCACCUUAAUAAGAGAUUUAAACCAUUUGCGUGGGAAUUUAAAGAAGAGGACUACCUGGUUUUCAGUGAAACAUUAGCUUCUCACUUCAGGAACAGAUGGUUGUCUAUGAAGAAGAAGGUCAAAGACAUGGUCAAUAAUAGUUGCUCUGGAAAUAAAACAUUUAAAAAGGGUAGUGCAGGUCUGGAUACUAUAUUUGAGGACUUAGACACGUCAAAUAAGAUCAAUCAAAAGCCUACUUCUUUAGUCGUAGAGUGGGCUCAACAGAGACUGCCACUUCCGACUCAUUGGUUUCUCAGUCCAAUCUCAACCAUCUGUGAUAGCAAGCAUGCUGGCCUGCGAAGAGAUAAAACAAAAAAUCUUGUCGAAGAUCCCAAUGAUUUAUUUGAAGUUGCCAAAGCUGGACUUUUUUUUAAUUUAGGUGUUGAAGCAAUGUCCACUUUCAAAUCCAUUGAAGUCCCCUCCCCUGUUCAGAUGGUACCAUUAGUUUGGAAAUUGCAUUCUUUAUCUGUGAUCUUACUUGUUGGAAUGGGCGUUCUUGAAGAGGAGAAGAGUAGGGAUGUUUAUGAAGCUUUGCAAAAUAUCUAUGGGCAGCUUCUUGACCAAGCAAGGGCUAGUAUAAGUGCUGACCUCAUUUUGAAGAAUAAAGUAGAUAUAUUGCCAGAAUCCAGAAAUAAAAAUAAUGCAGGGUUUCUAAUGUUUCAAUCAGAGAUUCAUGAGAGUUACUCAACAUUUAUUGAAACUCUUGUGGAGCAGUUUUCUGCCAUAUCUUAUGGUGAUUUGAUUUUUGGCCGGCAAGUUGCAGUCUAUCUACACCGUCAAGUCGAAACUCCUACACGACUUGCUGCCUGGAAUACUCUGACCAAUGCUUGUGUUCUUGAUCUUCUUCCCCCUCUAGAGAAAUGCAUUGCCGAGGCUGAGGGAUACCUAGAACCUAUUGAGGACAAUGAUGGUAUUUUGGAGGCUUAUGUGAAGUCAUGGAAUUCUGGUGCCCUUGACAGGGCUGCAACUCGAGGAUCGGUCGCAUAUACACUGGUUAUACACCACCUUUCUUCUUUCAUAUUUCACUCUCAUGCUGUUGACAAGUUUCCAUUGCGCAACAAGCUCGUAAAAUCUCUUUUACGAGACUAUUCCCGGAAGCAGCACCAUGAGGGAAUGAUGUUGAAUCUUAUUCGAUAUAACAAGCCAUCUACAUCUAAGAUGCUUGACAGAAAUGGCGGUUCACCGCUAGAGAGAGGCGGUGUAGAGAAGAGGAUCGAGGUAUUAACAGAAGCUUGUGAAGGGAAUUCCUCUUUGUUGACAGAAGUGGAGAAGCUGAAGUCCUCUUUAUAAAGAAAUGUUUGUAAAUAUAUAAAAUGUUUUGUAAAUUAGGACGUUGAAAAGAAGGAAAUGAAAGGUUUUUCAUAUUUGUUUUCUAUA